UCCAGUGGAGCUAGGCUAACAUCGCUCGGCUAACCGGAUCCCGUGACAGCGGCUGACUUAUCGCGCAGCCUGCUCGGCGUCAACACUGACAUGGAGGUCGUGGAGUAGCAGGCUCGUCGGGUCGGACCGUGAACAGCUGACGGGCAGCGCUGCGUCGGUAGGUCGGCAGCCCACACCGCAUUGGAGGGCAAGAGCAUGAUAGCUAGCGGGCGUUAGCUUUAGCACAACAAGAGCUCUGCCCUGGGAGUCAGCUGACCAGACCAGUGAUGGAUCAACUGGAAGUGAAGGACCGCAUACUGGAGAACAUCUCGCUGUCUGUGAAGAAGUUGCAGAGUUACUUUGCGGCCUGUGAAGAUGAAACUCCAGCGAUCCGGAAUCACGACCGAGUGCUUCAGCGCCUCUGUGAACACCUUGACCAUGCUCUGCUGUAUGGCCUGCAGGACAUCUCCUCAGGUUACUGGGUCCUGGUCCUUCACUUCACCAGGAGGGAGGCUGUCCGUCAGAUAGAUGAGCUUCAGCACAUAGCAACCAACCUUGGUCGAAGCCGAGCAUGGUUAUACCUGGCAUUGAGUGAGAGCUCUUUAGAGAGCUAUCUACGGCUCUUCCAGGAAAACCAAGGAUUACUGCAGAAGUAUUAUUUCAAGAACGCACUGGUCUGCAGUCAUGACCACCUCACGCUCUUCCUCACGCUGGUGUCCGGCCUGGAGUUCAUUCGCUUUGAUCUGGAGCUGGACGUGCCCUAUCUGGACGUGGCGCCCUACAUGCCAGAAUACUACAAACCCCAUAACCUGCUGGACUUUGAGGAAAGGCUGCCCAGCUCAGACAGCUUGUCCCUGCACUCCUUCACCUCCCUCACCUCCACCAACCUGGAGUGGGAUGACAGUGCCAUCGCCCCCUCCAGUGAAGAUUAUGAUUUCGGUGACAUCUUCCCCGUGUUGCAGUCAUUGCCAAGUGCAGACUGGGAAGAGGGUGACCUGACUGACCAGGCGAGCUGCCCACGCUCCAGUGGCUCUGAUCCCCAGACGGUCAUCAGCGACACAGUGGUCUAUUCUACUGGCACCGUCAAGAUGAAGGCGGCAGCUCAUCUUGCUCCGCACAGCCCAACGUACAGACACAACCCCUUCAACGAGGACUCGGACACUAACACCCCCAUCACCUCAGCCGACGUCACGCCGGUUCACCUGGCCAGCUGCUACAACACCUUCGCCACUGGAGAUGACACGGAGAGCACCGGCAACGAGCUGGAGGUCAUCAGGAUGGCCAGACGAAGGAAGCCAGCCAAGAAGCGACGAGGGAGGGGCUCCACAGAUUCCAUCAGCAGCAUCCAUAACUCUGUCUCCUCCGAGCACAUGGAAAUGGACAACAGCCUCUUGUCUUCGGAGGAUGUGGAUUCAUUAAACGGCACUUUAAUUCAGCAGGAUGCAGAGGCAGAGCUGAGGAGAAGCCGGGUGGGAUCAGAGGUAGUGGAGGAAGGAGACGAGGACGGAGUGGAAGGCCUCCUACGGCUCCCAGAGAUGACGGACACCUCUAUGGACACCGUGGGCCAACCGCUCCGCGAUGUCAUGGACCGGCUCAACGGGGCUCUGGAUCGGGGGGAGGCCUGGGAGCAACGAGGUGAGAGAGGUGAGAAAAGCAGCAAAGACUGUGACCGGGGCCCCGAGCCCCCUACCCAGCAGCCCUUUCGAGAGGAGUCAGAGGGCGAGCCACCCGACCCGGCCCGAGGAGAGACGUCUCUCUUCCUACACACCCCUCCUGAGCCUACAGACUUAUGCUGCUUUACCUCCAACAGUCCAGACUCUACUCCCACGGGUGGUGGCCGCUAUGACUCUACAGAGCAUAGCCAGUCACAAACUUUUUCAGGUGGCCAUGAAGAUGAAGGAGAGGCAAAAGCGUCAGCAGGACAGGGACCCGAGAUGAGGAGCGUGGAGGAAGACGCAGAGGAAGGAGAGGACACCGGCAAUAAUGCAUUGACUGAAGAAGCAGAGAGUUCUCAUCCUGCAGAGUUCAAAGUGGACAACAAUCACUUGCUUCUUCUCAUGAUUCAUGUAUUCAGAGAGAACGAGGAGCAGCUCUUCAAGAUGAUGAGGAUGAGCACAGGCCACAUGGAGGGGGACCUGCAGCCUCUUUACCUGCUGCUGACUGACUGUUACAUCUACCUGCUUAGGAAGGGUGCAGCAGAGAAGCCCUACACAGUGGAAGAGGCUGUUUCCUAUAAUGAGCUGGACUAUCUUUCAGUGGGACUUGACCAACAGACAGUGACGGUGGUUUGCACCAACAGACGAAGAAAAUUCCUGUUGGACACAGCUGAUGCCUCCCUGACUCUGUGGUUCUUGUCUGUUCUCAAGUCAGCCAUGGUGAAGGGUUGUCGUGAGCCUCCUUACCCCUCUGUGCUGACUGAUGCUACCAUGGAAAGACUGGCUCUCACAAAGUUUGUCUCCCAGGAGUCUAACUGUGAGGUAUAUGAAGUGUCUAUCCAACUGUAUUCACUGGUCCACUGGGAGGAUCCUAUGGACAUGACUCUGUCACCCCAGGAUGGCCCACCAAUAUCUGGACGACCUUCCAGCACCAAGGAGGGGACUCUGCAGUACCGGGCUGGAUCCACCUACCUGGGCAAAGAGCUCUGGAAAAGCUGCUACCUCGUCCUCAGCAAGGGGGUUCUGUACCUGUAUGCAGAAAGAACUGAUGUGACACCUCUGCUGUCCGUCACUAUGGGAGGAGAGCACUGUGGCGGUUGCCGUCGCUCAAACAGCACAGAGCGUCCCCACGCCUUCCAAGUCAUCCUGACUGAGCGGCCGGCACUGCAGCUCAGCGCCAACAAUGAGCAGGACAUGGCCGAAUGGAUGCUGCUGCUCUGCCAGUCCGUCUCCAAAGGGGUCAUCCCUCAGGGUUUGGCCCCAACUCCAUGUAUCCCAUGUUGCCUGGUGAUGACAGACAGGAAGCUGCUCACCUGCCAUCAGGACUGUCAGACCAGCUUCUUCCGUUCGCUUGGCAGCGCCGAUAUCUGUGAUGUCACUUCCGUGAGCCUCGAGGCCAACAAAGAGUACUGUGUCAUUGAGUUUGCGUCAGAUCGGACGCAGUUCCUUCCUCCGUGGGUGUUGUACUUCAGCGGCUGUGAAGAGAGAGAUCGACUGCUGGAGGCGUUAGACAACACAUGGAAGGCUGUUUUCCAGGUCAAUCUUCCUCACAGAGAAGUGUUGGAUCCGUCGGUGCAGAAGCGUUGCAGUGAGGCCCUCGCUCUGAUGAACAGCGCCUGGCAGAGGGCAGACAGUCUGGCCCGAGGCAGAGCCCAGCGUGAACCCUGGUGCUGACAGAAACACACACACAUGCACGCUAACGCUCACCUGUGGGUAGCCCCUGAGACAGAAUGAUAGUUAAACAGUCCGAUAUAGUUCCAGGGUAUACGGAGAGUUAACUCUGGCAUUCAGUCUGUGUCACUGUAAACUGAGCUGAAAAUCGGACGCGGUUAUUGGUUGAUGCACUACAGCGCAAGCAUGUGAUGCACCUCUGAGUCACUGAUGGACUAUUUCUAUCAGAGACACAUCCUGCAGAAGUAGCAAUGCAUAAAACACAUCACAUGGCGGUGAUGCAGCAGCAAUUCAUCCGACUUGAAGUGAAAUGACCUAAUGUUAAAAAAAAAAAUACAAAA
This is a messenger RNA of Anoplopoma fimbria (sablefish), 3646 nucleotides long. RefSeq names its product pleckstrin homology domain containing, family M (with RUN domain) member 2 (gene plekhm2). Gene Ontology annotation, cellular component: endosome membrane. The transcript has 20 exons. NCBI's taxonomy places the organism in Eukaryota, Metazoa, Chordata, Actinopteri, Perciformes, Anoplopomatidae. Gene Ontology annotation, biological process: regulation of protein localization; positive regulation of membrane tubulation; Golgi organization. Bases 267 to 3308 code for a protein of 1013 amino acids. The record is from RefSeq and is a predicted model, not a curated record. Gene Ontology annotation, molecular function: kinesin binding.